Messenger RNA from Penicillium verrucosum, 1590 nucleotides. RefSeq names its product MFS transporter. The coding region runs from base 1 to 1590 and encodes 529 amino acids. Gene Ontology annotation, molecular function: transmembrane transporter activity. NCBI's taxonomy places the organism in Eukaryota, Fungi, Ascomycota, Eurotiomycetes, Eurotiales, Aspergillaceae. The record is from RefSeq and is a predicted model, not a curated record. Gene Ontology annotation, biological process: transmembrane transport. The transcript has a single exon.
AUGGCUCCGGCUGCACAAUCCAACGAAAAUUUGCCCUCGCCCCGUGAAGAACGAAUGGAGGAUGAGCACCAUGAAGAGCUUGAGAUUGAAUUCCGGUACCUUACCUUCGAUACACCCCUCCCACCUUUACAACAGAAUGAGAAUGGGGUUAUCGGCCCGGAGCUGCCUGAUCUCGGCCGAUGUACGUCUCCCCUCGCAUGGUCGCGAGCCCGGAAGAUAUUCAUUACUUGGCUCUCCUGCCUCAGCACUUUAGUCACAACCUACACUCCCGGCGCAUACACCGCAGGUCUGGACCAGUACAAGGCUGAAUGGCACGUGGAUACCACGAUGGUCUAUACGGGAAUCACCACGUUCACCCUCUGCUUCGCCAUUGCUCCCAUGGUCCUUGCGCCGUUCUCGGAAAUACAAGGCCGGCGACCGGUGUUUGUCACGGCCGGUAUUGUCUAUGUGAUCUCGCAAAUUGGCUCGGGUGUUACUGCCAGUUAUGCCGGUAUGCUGGUGACGCGGGCUCUAGCAGGGGUGUCAUGCUCCGUCUUCUCGACGAUGGUUGGAGGCGUCGUAAGCGACCUCUAUGAGGCAGCGGAGAGGAAUACCGCUAUGAGCAUCUUCACCGGUGCCGCCUUAUGCGGUACAGGACUUGGACCCCUGGUAUCAUCAAUUAUCGCGCAGCACACUUCCUGGCGCUGGAUCUUCUACGUCCAAGCAAUCAGCUGUGGAGUCGUUGUCAUGUCUCUCAUUGUUUUCUUUAAUGAGACACGAGGCAGUGUACUUCUCAGCCGCAAAGCCAAGAUCCUGAAUACAUACUACGACACCCGUGAGAGAGUCGGGCUGGAGGGGCUCGUCGAGUCCUUUGACAAUGGUCAGAAGCUUCGUCUUCGUUGGAAAGUCAAGGCCGACGAAGAACGUGCUACUGUUCUGGUCUUGAUCAAGAUAUCCCUGCUUCGCCCCCUCCGGCUACUAUGGACGGAAAGCGUGGUAUUCUGGUUUUCCCUCUGGAUGUCCUUUGCAUGGUCUAUCCUCUAUAUGACCUUCGAAGCAAUACCACUGGUUUUCAGUGUGAAUCAUGAUUUUGAUACAGAACAGACUGGACUGGUGUUUAUUUCCAUCUCUGUUGCCUCCCUUAUUGCCGCCGGCAUCUCGGUGUUUCUUGAUCAUGUCUCGCGGCGAAAAAGGACCGUCUCCCAAACACCUGAAGGGCGACUCUAUCCUGCUUGUCUUCAGAGCAUGUUGCUCCCCAUCGGACUUUUCUGGUUGGGAUGGACCCUCUUUUCGUCCGUCCACUGGAUCGUUCCGGUGCUGGCUGUGGGGUGUAUUACGAUCGGCAUCUUUUCUGUCUACCUGGCUGUUUUUAAUUACCUGGCCGAUACGUACCAUGUGUAUGCUAGUUCGGCGAUUGCCGCUCAAUCGUUUUGUCGCAAUGUUUUCGCAGCGGUGCUUCCGCUCUGCACCGAUCAGAUGUUCAAUGCAUUGACUUUCCAAGGUGCGUCCAGCCUGCUGGGGGGUGUUGGUGUUGCUCUUUCUAUUGUGCCGUGGGUUCUUGUUUUCUAUGGGCCGAGGAUUCGAGCCAGAAGCAGACUUGCAGAUGCUUGA